UGGUCACUGGAGUUUAAAGAGCCACCACUUCCUUGGGCCCUUGGAGGGCAGUGGGAGGUCACAGCUGCCGAGGGACAUUUGGGAUCAGUGUGACUCUCUGCUCCUCCUGCUUGAGCCAUGCACCUGUGCCAGGGAGACGCACUGAUGACUAGGACACAGGACCCCAAGAAGUGUCAGAAGCAGCUGAAAAAGAAACAGAAGAACCGGGUGGCCGCCCAGCGCAGCCGGCAGAAGCACACGGAUAGGGCGGAUGCCCUGCACCAGCAGCACGAGUCCUUGGAGAAACACAACCAGGCCCUUCGGAAGGAGAUCCAGGGCCUGCAGGCCAAGCUGGCUUGGUGGAGUCAGACUCUGCAUCUGCAUGAGCGCCUGUGCCCCAGGGACUGUACCCUCGGCCAGGCUCCCGAGCCCCCUGACUGCUGGGGCCAGGCCAGUUGGCUCCCGGGACAGCUUGCUCCCCAGGGACAGCAUGGCUGCCAGGAGCAGCCAGGCAUCUUCCAGACUCCUGUCUCCUGUCUGCCAGCUCGGCAGCUGCACCCAGAUCCACAGCCUCAGGAUCCCUGUGGCCUCCUCCCGGGCCCUCUGUCCUUGCUGUCCCUCAGCCCUGCUGUGGUGACCCUACCUCCUGCUCAGAUGUCCCCCAGCCAUGUGCUGUCUGCCUCGCCCACUGGCCCCAGCCUGCUGGGCUCUCCCUCCAAGUUCAGUGUCCUCUUGUCCCCACCCCACCCUGCCCUUCCACAGCCCCUUGGGCAGGUGGCCCCCAGCAGGGGGAAGCUGGGGUCCUCUCUAGGGCCUGAAUAUCUGCAGAGCAGGGAGAACAAGCCUGGUCCCUCAGCAGCAGAUUGGCCAGGAUCAGCCUCCAAUCCCAGCCACCAGCCUUUCCUGGCCUUCCCACUGCUGUCCUCGACUCAGGUCCACUUCUGACCUGGGCCAGGAGCGUGGCUGCCCCACCUCAGGCUCAGGAAGCAGUCACCACACACCGGCCUCUCCUGCCCCACUGCUGGAGUGGCCCUUCCCAAAGACCAGCUGGCCCAGGGUUUCACUGGAGAAAGGAAGCUGUUGUUGAGUGCCUGCCACCAUGGCAGCCACUGUCACUGCUACUAUCUUAUUUCGACCUCAUGGUCACCCUGCAAAAUUGCGAUUAUGACUGCUUUUUCAGAGAAGCCAUGUGGUAUGCCCACAGUCACACAGCCUUUCUUUUCGUUAUUAUUAUUUUUCACAUAGCCUUCGUGGGGCCUGAAACAUGACCCCCUUGCUCCUCUGUCCUCUGGUGGGAGCCUGGCCAGGGUGUCUGAGGGGCUGAAGUCCUGGAACCGAAGUGUGGUGUGAGGAGUAUUGCCAGGUGCAGGGAGGCUCUGCUCUGCUUUGGGAUCCCUGCCCUUGCUGGGGACAAUCGAAAAUCCAAACCUGGGUGGGGAGAGGCCAAGCCAAAGCCCAGAAGUGUCUCCUACUUCUUCCAGAAGUUUCCAGGGCCAAGACCCAGCCUGCGCAGCAGGCAACUGUCACAGGCCCCUCUGGCUGGGGACCAAGGCCUGGGGAUGACUGGACAGGGUCCUCCCCGACAACCUUGCAGUGGACGCUGAAAGCAAAGGCAAGAGGCAGGAAUGAGGGACGGGCCAGGUGCAAGUGGGGGACUUGAAUCUGCAGCAGAGGUUGGCUGAGCCUUCUCCGGUAGCACCCUGGCCUAGUUUGGCCCCCAACGUCCUCAGGCCCCCAAGAGAGGCUCCAGGGGUCUGGGACCAGGGCUGAUGGCAGCUAGAGAAGCAGGGCCUAUGUCUGUGCUAAGAGGGCCCCAUUGACAGACACUCUGAGAAGCUGCGCUGGGGUGGCUAGGGUUGAACCCAGAUCCACAUCCACACAACCGAAACACUGUCCAUG
This is a messenger RNA of Heterocephalus glaber (naked mole-rat), 1878 nucleotides long. It is a transcript of the gene Batf2, whose product is annotated as basic leucine zipper ATF-like transcription factor 2. Gene Ontology annotation, cellular component: nucleus. Gene Ontology annotation, biological process: regulation of transcription by RNA polymerase II. Gene Ontology annotation, molecular function: RNA polymerase II cis-regulatory region sequence-specific DNA binding; DNA-binding transcription factor activity, RNA polymerase II-specific. NCBI's taxonomy places the organism in Eukaryota, Metazoa, Chordata, Mammalia, Rodentia, Bathyergidae. The record is from RefSeq and is a predicted model, not a curated record.